AUGCCAACUCUCGUUUCAGUCUACAAUGAAGCGGAAGCAAUUCAACUUGAUGAUAGUCUGAAUCAGCAAUUCAUCCAGCUCGUCGGCAAGGAGAGCAAUGAAGAUGAUGGAAUUGAAUACGGAGGCUUUGCUCUCACAAAUUCGUUUGGUCGAGACAUCUUUCACGGAAGGUUCCGAGAGCCGCUACGAAGAAAGUCUACAAGCGUCUUGCAUGUUAAAUGCCUUCACAUUCGAUGUUUCACUUCUGAUGAUUUAAAAUGCAAUACAUCUGUUAUGGGGCAGGGCACAGCAGGUGUCAUGGCUCCGUGUACGAUUUGUGUCUGUAAGAAGAAAGAAUUUGGGAAGUAUCUUACUCUUCCUUUGGAUCAACAACCAGCACUUCGAAAAGGAGUCAAUGCGAAUCCAUCGUUGUACGAAGCUUUCAUUGCUGAAGCUGGUGGAAGAGUUGAUUUGGUGAGAGCAUCUUCAACUGGGCAAGCCAAGGGGCUGAAAAUGAAAUACCACAGUGUUAUAUACCAACCAUUGCUCUACACUCCUCCAGAGCUCAACUCUGGAUCCGGCAUGCACGUUUCUAGUGGUCUCUUCACGCAUUGUACCAUCAAGAUGCUAGAAGCUUGUGGCAAAAUCGAUCGAGAGCUUCCUUGGCUGUCCAAGCUAUCAACUCUGCAACAAGAAGCGAAAGAUUUUGUUGUCAAUUCAAAAGUACGGAUCGAGCAGCUCCGAAAGGAAGACACAAAGCUUUACCGCGAUAUCAAAACAGCACAAGGCUACUCGUUAACAGGCGAGAUCGAAUCCAUCAAAGCAGAGCGCCUUUGUAUUGCAAGUGACCUUCACGCAUUGGCAAAAGCAAGUGAAGCUGCCAAGUUAUUCAUUGAAAAGGGCAAUGACUUCCAAGCUGGUGCUGCUAAGAAAACGAAGAGUCGUAUCAUCGGUCCUGCAACUUACUGCUUGAGGAAAGCUUACGAAGUGGAUGGAAGAGUGUCUUUUCGAGUGGAGAACAGUGGUUUCGAGCUGUCAAACGGAGACGGGAUCAGAGUUCUUGCACCAGACCGGCAAGAGCUCAUUGCAGAGAGAAUGAAGAAGGUGUUUCCCAACAACUUACAGCUUCAGUCUAAGGUUGACAAGGCGAUGGAAUCCUAUCGUGGCCUCACGGAACUGCUUUAUCAGAUAUCGACAAUAAUGAAAUCCCAGAAAAAGUGGAUCGAAGAGGAUGUUGCUCGUUUUGAUGCCAUUACUCGACAAUAUGCAACGCUUUGGAUGGAGUUCACGAUGGAAACACAGGACGUCUCCAGCUCCAAUGGAAAUGAAAUAAAUGUUUUCAAUAAGUUACACAUCCUCCGCUCGCACUUGACAACAUUUGCAUCCACAAAUCUGAUGCUUGGACGUUGCUCGGAAGAGGGAUUUGAAUCCGCUCACAAGUGCAUUGAAUCGGUCCGACAACCUUUAGUUUGCAUGACGAGUACUGAAGCUAGAGCUAACUGCACCUUCCGAAGGAUAAUGCUUCAUUGUCGACCAGAAAUCGAAGUAAUUCAUCGAGCAAUAGAACAAAGGUUCAUGGGCAAGAAGAGAGCACCGUACAAGAAGAGAACAAAAGCACUCAAGACGGCCGAUAACACAGCUUCCGCAUCCCAGCUAGAUCCCCAACUCACUCUCCCAGAAGAUUUUACUCGCUCAAUAAAUGGAUACAUUAUCAAGACGGAUUGGAAAGACCACUUCGAAUACGUUGUUUUCAGCAAGGUGCCGGCCUCUUGGACGCAACCUUUUCAAUCAGAUGAAAGUCUUGGGAGCAGUUGCCAGGCCACGGCAGAAUAUGUUUAG
Molecule: messenger RNA, 1818 nt
Organism: Seminavis robusta
Lineage: Eukaryota; Bacillariophyta; Bacillariophyceae; Naviculales; Naviculaceae
Source: the annotation of a GenBank genome assembly